AUGUGUGGUUGCCUCUCCCUUGCGUCCCCCACAGACGCGUCAGCCACCACAGUGUUGGCGACGGACGGCGGCCGAGCCGUCAUCCCGUGCCUGGCCAAGCUCCGCGCCGACAACAACGACUCGGCCGUGCUCGUGCGCUGGUUCAGGGACAACCGGACCGAGCCCUUCUACAGCCUGGACUCUCGGUCGCGGCGCGGCGGCCUCUCCAAGGGCCACCACUCCCGCGACGAGGCCUGGAAAGGUCGCUCCUUCUUCUCGGUGCUCCAGGAGCCACCCAGCCUGAAGAUCAACCGCGUCGACUACGAGGACAAGGGCGUUUACACCUGCGACCUGCUCUACUCCAGCGGCAGGCGCUACAGCGCCGUCGUCUACCUCGCCGUCUUCGUGCCUCCAUCCGAGUUCUCCAUCAAAAACGUCGAUGGAGCAACAAUUCAUGACGCCGUGGGUCCUUAUACCGAGGGAGAAAACUUGGUGCUUGUCUGCGAAAUUCUAGGAGGCAAACCGAGGUUCAAGAGCACGUGGCAGAACAACAUGGGUGCCGUGGCGAACGUGACCAGCAUCGUGGAAGGCGAUCUGCAGAAGACCAUCCUUCGGAUCGAGCCUCUGAGGCGACAACACUGGGGCCUCAACGUCACCUGCACAGCCUCGAUCCUGGACGGUCUCUUCUCAAAGUCACUGUCCACUCACGUCGUUCUCAAUCUGCCUCCCGCAACGACGGUGAUCACGGCGAGCCACACGGAGUUGUACUUCGAGGAGCCGGCCGAGUUCGUGUGCACGACGCAGGGUUCCCGGCCCGCGGCCGAGAUCCGCUGGUUCCUGGGUCCUUCAGCCGUGGAGCCGCUGCUGUACCGCACCAUGAGCGACGGCAACGUGACCACCAGCUACGUACUCGUGACGCCCACUAAGGAGCGCAAUGGGGACAGGCUCAAGUGCACCGCCUUCAACAAGAGCCUGCGCAACAGCGAGCUCUCCGCAGAGACUCUGCUUGAGAUCAAGUGUGAGUGCCCGUCGCCGCCCCAGCUGCGUCGCGUUUUUCACUCCUGGCAUUGGCCCUAA
Messenger RNA from Ixodes scapularis (black-legged tick), 1056 nucleotides. Its product is annotated as limbic system-associated membrane protein-like. Bases 1 to 1056 code for a protein of 351 amino acids. The record is from RefSeq and is a predicted model, not a curated record. NCBI's taxonomy places the organism in Eukaryota, Metazoa, Arthropoda, Arachnida, Ixodida, Ixodidae. The transcript has 5 exons.